AUGGCGCCGAAGGCGAAGAAGGAAGCCAUUGUGCCCCCCAAGACAGAGACCAAGUCCAAGGCCUUGAAGGCCAUGAAGGUGGUGUUGAAGGGUGUCCACAGCCACAUACAGAAGAAGAUCCAAACAUCCCCCACCUUUCGGCAACCCAAGACACUAGGACUUCAAAGCCAUCAGAUCAAGCAGGCGGUAAAGAAGCUGUAUGACAUCGACGUGACCAAGGUCAACAAGCUGAUCCGGCCUGAUGGAGAGAAGAAGGCCUAUGUCCGACUUGCUCCAGACUACAAUGCUUUAGAUGUUGUCAACAAAAUUGGAAUCCUUUAA
Molecule: messenger RNA, 321 nt
Organism: Trichosurus vulpecula (common brushtail)
Lineage: Eukaryota; Metazoa; Chordata; Mammalia; Diprotodontia; Phalangeridae
Product: 60S ribosomal protein L23a-like
Exons: 2
Coding region: 1-321 (106 amino acids)
Biological process (GO): ribosomal large subunit assembly; translation
Cellular component (GO): cytosolic large ribosomal subunit; ribosome
Molecular function (GO): structural constituent of ribosome; rRNA binding
Source: RefSeq, a predicted model, not a curated record